AGGAAACAUCUUCAGGCAUUGCCCUGUCCUACUAGGAUCUUCACUACAACAAUAACUAUGAACCCAAAGGUCGUAUUCCUGGUUGCUGUUGGAGCUAUCUGUGCUCAAGGAGCAACUAUCAACACUCUCAAGAGACAGAAGAGAACUCUAGGAGUUCUUUCAACUGCUGCAGAUGCUGUGGCACCGGUCCUGUCUGGUUUCGGUACAGCUGCAGGGAUUGGGACAGCGCUGGUUGGAGCUAAGGCCGUCGCUUUAGGACUCGGGGGAAAAUAUCUACUGUACAAGUAUCUGACCCGUGAUGAUGGAGUACAUGUUGGAGUAUCUGGUGGAGUAGGUGCCAACCUUCCCUUCGGUCUACCUGAAGUAAAUGCUGGAGCAUCUGCAGGUUUUGGAUUCGGUGGAUCUGAUGACGGAGUUUAUGUUGUUGAUCCCCCCUACUCUGUUGUUAGCUCUGAUGUAUAUUCCUCUCCUAUUACAUACAGCUCCCCUGUAUCUUACGAUGCCGCUCCUCAGGUCACUUACAGCUCCCCUGCCCAGGUUGUGUCAUACAAUACCGCCCCUCAGGUGUCCUAUAGCGCCCCUGCCCAGGUUGUGUCAUAUGAUACCGCCCCUCAGGUGUCCUACAGUGCCCCUGUCUCCUUUGAUAAUGUUGACUCCUAUGGCGCUCCCCAAGCCCCACUUCUUGGUUAAAACCCCAUUGACCCAUUGUGAUCCAUGUGGAUACUUAAUUUAAUGUAAUUUCUAUGAAAUAUUUGUUAUGUUUUUUAUUUAAUUCAGCUAAAAAUAUGAAUAAAUGAUGUUUAACUUUGA
Molecule: messenger RNA, 810 nt
Organism: Eurytemora carolleeae
Lineage: Eukaryota; Metazoa; Arthropoda; Copepoda; Calanoida; Temoridae
Exons: 8
Coding region: 58-690 (210 amino acids)
Source: RefSeq, a predicted model, not a curated record